GUGUGUUGUCCUGCUGCGGUUUGAAGGGGACUCACUCGGACCAAACAACCUUACAGUGUGCAGGGAAGUAAAUUGAGACGUCACUGUUGAAAAUGGAGUAAAUUAUAUGUUAAAAACUUUUAGAGGAUUUGCUCACUUCUUUUUUCCUCUUUUCGGCUGAAACGUUUGAUGGAUUAAUUGAUAUUCACAUCAAUUUGGAUUACUCUUUAACGGUUUAGGGUUUUAUUUUGCACAAUGGAUUUAAGCAUUUCCACACGGACAGCAGUUUUACUCUUUAUUUUCACGUUUUUAAGUCUUCUCCAUGGCUCCAGAGGAGAAAUCCCUCCAAAACCAACCGGUGGUGUAACGAUCCUGCCCCCGGUUAAACCUGAUAAUGGCCCACAGGCCUACCCAGACGCGACAAAAGCAAGUUUACCGGUGUUUACCAUGGAUUACGCCAGGAUACAGAUACCCUUUGAGGUCACUCUCUGGGUGCUGCUGGCUUCCUUUGCAAAGAUUGGUUUCCAUGUGUACCACAAGAUCACCAUCUGGGUGCCAGAGUCAUGUCUUCUCAUCACCAUUGGUCUGAUUGUGGGGGGCAUCAUGCACUCAGUCAAUGAGGAGCCCCCUGCUGUGCUCACCAGCAAUGCCUUCUUCCUCUACAUGCUGCCCCCGAUCGUCCUGGACUCGGGCUACUUCAUGCCCACCAGGCCUUUCUUUGAGAACAUCGGCACGGUGUUGUGGUUUGCAGUGGUGGGGACUCUGUGGAACAGCAUUGGCAUCGGCAUGUCUCUGUUUGCCAUUUGCCAAAUCGAGGCGUUUGGUGUGCAGGACAUUAACCUCCAGGAGAACCUGCUGUUCGCCACCAUCAUCUCGGCCGUCGACCCCGUCGCCGUGCUGAGUGUGUUUGAGGACGUGUCUGUGAACGAGCAGCUCUACAUCGUGGUGUUCGGAGAAUGCCUCUUCAAUGAUGCUGUCACUGUGGUGUUGUACAACAUGUUCAACUUCGUGGCGGAGAUGCCGGUGGUGGAGCCGGUGGAUGUGUUCCUCGGCGUGGCGCGGUUCUUCGUGGUGGGGUUCGGUGGGAUGGGCUUCGGCAUUUUGUUUGGCUUCGUGGCCGCUUUCACCACAAGAUUCACCUCUAAAGUCAAAGAAAUCGAGCCGCUCUUCAUCUUCAUGUACAGCUACCUGGCCUACCUGAUAGCCGAGCUCUUCGCCAUCUCAUCCAUCAUGGCCAUUGUGACCUGUGCUCUCACCAUGAAGUACUACGUGGAGGAAAAUGUUUCCCAGCGUUCCUGCACCACCAUCCGACACGUGGUCAAGAUGCUCGGCUCAAUCUCAGAGACCCUCAUCUUCUUCUUCCUCGGGGUCGUCACCAUCACGACUGAACACGAGUGGAACUGGGGCUACAUCCUGUUCACGCUGCUGUUUGCUUUCGUAUGGAGAGGUCUCGGUGUCUUGGUGCUGACUCAGAUCAUUAACCCCUUCCGCACCAUCCCAUUCAACUUGAAAGAUCAAUUUGGUUUGGCCUACGGUGGCCUGCGAGGCGCCAUUUCCUUCGCCUUGGUCUUCACUCUUCCUGAUAACAUCGGCCGAAAGCCGCUCUUCGUCACGGCCACCAUCGCUAUCAUCCUCUUCACUGUCUUUCUUCAGGGCAUCAGUAUUCGACCUUUGAUCGAGUUCAUCAAUGUCCGCAGAACAAACCGCAAUCUUGACACCAUCAACGCAGAGAUUCACUCCAGGCUCAUGGAGCACACCAUGGCGGGAAUAGAGGACCUCUGCGGACAGUGGAGCCACUUCUACUGGAAAGACAAGUUCAUGAAGUUCAACAACCUAAUCCUGCGGAGGAUCCUGAUCCGAGACAACCGGGCCGAGUCCAGCAUCGUGUCGCUGUAUAAGAAGCUGGAGCUGCAGAACGCCAUGGAGAUCCUGGACACUGUCACCGGAGACAUCAGCGCCGCGCCGUCCAUCGUCUCUGUCUAUGAGGAAAAGAAAAGCUCUGGUAAACCCAAGAAGAAGUUCCAGGCUCCGGACCUGAAGAACAUGCACGACAUCCUGUCCAAGAACAUGUACAAGAUCAGGCAACGGACGGUGGCAUACACAACCAAGCACGCCCUGCCCAACGAAAGCCACGCCAGAGAGAUUUUGAUAAGGCGCCACACCAGCAUCCGCCGCAGCAUGAGACCCGGCAGCUUUCAGUCACCGGCGGUUCCCAGAUCCCACAAAUACUUCUCUCUUCCUGCUGGGCAAAGUCUGGACUCAAAAUUCCCUCCUGGGAGGCGAAGCUCGACAGAUGAUCAGGAAACCAUGUCCGAGGUGGCCUACUCCUCCAGACGUCCCCGGUUUGGCCAGCCCUCGCGCUCCUCCUCCAGAGCCAUGAUGCCUCUGCGCCGGCUGGACACGCUGACCGAGGCGUCCUCUGUCGACAUGCUAGAUGAAAAUAUACAAUCGAGUCGCGGCAGGUCCAGGAAGACCUCUUCCUCCAGCGAUUCCCACGCUCCUGCUCCUCGCCGUCAACCCCGCGCCCCUGUGAACAGUGACAGCGGCUCUGCUGAUAACUUAAGAAACGUGCAUCGUGAGACGGAGGAGGAGGAGCAGCCUUCGCCUCCACCUCCAUCCUGGGCUGCUGAACCCAGAGACAACGCAACGCAAAACCCUCUGCUCAGACGGCCUCAGUGGAACCCAAAGAAGUAGAAAGCGUCUCAAGAGCAGCUGGACUGCCACAGACUGAGUCUCUCACGCAGCUCCAGGGUCUUGACUUUGUAUAAAUGUAAGUUAAUACAGGGGUCCAGUCAUUUCUGAUUUGAAUGAAAUAAGCCCAAACGGACAGUAGUACCUCAAAGUGAGCCACAUCAGAAGCACAGUGCACUACAGUGAAGGCUCUGUGCAUGAACAGUGAGACACGAUGUGAUUUUAAUAUUUCUUCACAUAGGAUUUUUAAAUACCAGGUAAUUUAAACUAUUUAAUUCCGAGUUAUUAUUUCCUUGUUGUAAAUAUGUUACUUUUUUCUACUGAUUGUGAUAGCUGUAAGAUUGAAGUUUUUUAUAUACGUUAGUUUAUCAUGAGGAACUAUUGCUGUGCAGUACAGAGUUCUUGUGGGACUAACUGCAGGCCUUUUGUAAGUCUGUUACACUGAUGGACCUCACGAGUCUGGGCCCGUUUUGUUUUCUCCUACUGUAAUAAAUGUUAAUGUUGUUGAAA
Molecule: messenger RNA, 3180 nt
Organism: Eleginops maclovinus (Patagonian blennie)
Lineage: Eukaryota; Metazoa; Chordata; Actinopteri; Perciformes; Eleginopidae
Gene: slc9a2
Product: solute carrier family 9 member 2
Exons: 13
Coding region: 235-2673 (812 amino acids)
Biological process (GO): sodium ion import across plasma membrane; regulation of intracellular pH; potassium ion transmembrane transport
Cellular component (GO): plasma membrane
Molecular function (GO): sodium:proton antiporter activity; potassium:proton antiporter activity
Source: RefSeq, a predicted model, not a curated record